Messenger RNA from Dovyalis caffra, 1521 nucleotides. Lineage: Eukaryota; Viridiplantae; Streptophyta; Magnoliopsida; Malpighiales; Salicaceae. The record is from the annotation of a GenBank genome assembly.
AUGGUGAGACUGACAGCCGACUUGAUUUGGAAAAGCCCUCAUUUCUUCAAUGCCAUUAAGGAGCGCGAAUUGGAUCUUAGAGGUAACAAGAUUCCUGUAAUCGAAAACUUGGGUGCGACUGAGGAUCAAUUUGAUACAAUUGAUUUGUCUGACAAUGAGAUUGUCAAGCUGGAAAACAUGCCCUAUCUUAAUCGGUUGGGCACUUUGAUAAUUAAUAACAACAGAAUUACCCGUAUCAAUCCCAACAUCGGAGAGUACUUGCCAAAACUACACACAUUGGUUCUUACAAACAAUAGGCUUGUCAAUUUAGCGGAGAUUGACCCUCUUGUUUCUCUUCCAAAGCUGCAGUUCCUUAGUCUUUUGGAUAAUAACAUCACCAAAAAGCCCAAUUAUAGGCUCUAUGUGAUUCACAAACUAAAAUCACUUCGGGUUCUAGAUUUUAAGAAAGUCAAAGUCAAGGAGAGAGCAGAAGCAGAACAUUUGUUUGCAUCCAAAGAGGUUGAAGAAGAGGCUAAAAGGGAAUCUGUCAAGACAUUCACUCCAGGCGAGGUUCCAAAUGUUCCAGAAGUUGCUGAUGAACAACAGGCUCCUCAAGUGGUUGCCCCUACACCAGAGCAGAUUUUAGCAAUCAAGGCUGCCAUUGUCAAUUCCCAGACUCUUGAAGAAGUUGCACGACUUGAAAAGGCACUGAACUCCGGUCAACUUCCUGCAGAUCUUAAAAUUUUGGAUGAUACUGGGUCAGACAGUGUCAAAGAACAAGAUGACAAAAUUGCUACUGACAGUCAAAAUGAGGCCGAGCCAGACAAUUCGGAGGAACAAAAAGAUAAUGAAGCCACACCUAUGGAACAGGUUGACUGUAUUUUGAGAGCAAUCUUAGAGACAUUUUACGGAGCGAAGGACGGAGGCAGAGAGAGUGCAGGUGAGGAAUACCUUGCUUCCAAGGGGGUGGGGGGAGGAAGGAUAUUUGUAGAGACAGAUAAUAUUAAAAGGGUACUUGUUUUGCGCAUAGCUGAGGAAAACUACAGGAAACGAGAUGAGUUUCUCUCGGCUGCUAUGAUAUCUGCAAAAGCCUGUGCCUCCUCAAGAGAUGGUCAUGGUCUGGAGGUGGCAACUUUCUUUUUGCUCUCUUUUUUCAAUCUUGAGAAGCAUAGUUCAAGCAGCAUCAAUGACAAGUUUGGGUCGCCGCUGUUGAAUGCUUCCUCUGCUGAUGCAUGCAGUAGGGCUUUUCCUGGCUGUUCGUUGCAGUCCGAUUCAUGGAAUGAUGUUUCAGAAUUAAAGAGGGAUGAUUUGAAGCCGCUGAUGUCUUACAUAGAUGAGAGCGAUGGAAGUCCCUCGUGGCGGCAGUUCAUGAUGGAACUUUCCACCCCCAAUUUGGCAUACCAAGCUUGGUAUCGUGAUCCGCUGGUGCCAACCUCUUCUAUUGUCAAUUUUAUUUCCUUCCAUUCAUGCCACUGCAAUCCUGUAGUCUGUUAUCAACAUAAUGCACAAAAUUUCAAAGCUUAUUUUGCUACUAAUACAUAA